Messenger RNA from Symbiodinium necroappetens, 1572 nucleotides. NCBI's taxonomy places the organism in Eukaryota, Dinophyceae, Suessiales, Symbiodiniaceae. The record is from the annotation of a GenBank genome assembly.
AUGCCCAAAGUUACCGAACUGGUUUCACCAGUGCCGGAAAACGUACCCACCAACUGGACUUCAGGCCCUACCAGCGCUGCACUCGACCCUGGGGAGCGUCAACCGAAUAUCAUUGUGAUCCUUGCAGACGACCUCGGAUUUAAUGACAUCUCUCUGUACAACGGUGGUGCAGGCGACGGCAGCAUCAUGACACCGAACAUUGAUGCGCUGGCUCAGGAAGGUGUUCGCUUCAACAACGGUUAUGCGGCCAAUGCCGUCUGCGCGCCAUCCCGCGCAUCAUUGAUGACAGGACGCUAUUCAACACGCUUCGGUUUUGAAUUCACGCCGUUUUUUAAAACCGGCGCGACCAUUUUUCAGUGGAUGCAGGAUAUCGAGCAACCUGCCCUGCCGACCAUUAUUGAUCAUGGCAAUCUCGAGAGCCUUCCACCGAUGGGUGAGCUGGGCAUGCCACCCGCAGAGCAGACCAUUGCUGAAGUGCUGAAAGCGCAGGGUUAUUACACCGCACAUAUCGGCAAAUGGCACCUGGGCAGCACCGCGGAAAUGCGACCAACCGGCCAGGGCUUUGACGACAGCCUGUAUAUGGGUGGCAUGUUGUACCUGCCUGAAGAUCAUCCCGAGGUGGUCAAUGCCAAACGCGAGCAGAACGGCAUAGAGCGAAUGGUCUGGGCAAACGCCAGAUAUAUGGCGGACUUCAACAACCAGGGUAACUUUGCCCCAGAAGGCUAUCUGACGGAUUACUAUACCAACGAAGCCGUUAAGGUCAUUGAGGAAAAUCGACACCAGCCGUUUUUUUUGUACCUGGCCCAUUGGGGUGUACAUAACCCGUUGCAGGCGCUGAAAAGCGAUUACGACGCGCUAUCGCAUAUUGAAGACCACCACCUGCGUGUCUAUUCGGCCAUGAUCAAAUCCCUGGAUCGCAGCGUUGGUAAAGUGGUUGAAGCCCUGGACGCCAACGGCUUAACCGACAACACGCUCAUCGUAUUUACCUCCGACAAUGGUGGCGCCGGUUACAUUGGCCUCCCGGACGUCAACAAACCCUUUCGCGGCUGGAAACUGACUCAUUUUGAAGGCGGUACACACGUGCCCUUUCUGGCCAAAUGGCCGGCGCAAAUUCCCAGCGGCAGCGUGGUUGAUCAUCCCGUACAUCACGUCGACGUGUUUCACACUGCGGCAGCGGCCGCUGGCGCACAGGUGCCCACAGAUCGGAAACUUGAUGGCCGCGACCUGGUGCCUUAUGUCCGCGGGGAACGAUCAGGCCCGCCCCACGACACCUUGUUCUGGCGCGAGGGUUAUCACCAGUCGGUAUUACAUGAUGGUUGGAAGCUGAUCCGCAGCGACAAGCCAGACAACAAACACUGGCUGUUCCACCUGGCUCAGGAUCCAACCGAACAGCACAACCUGGCCCAGCAGAUACCCGACCAGGUGGCCCGUUUAAGUGCCCUGCUGGAUGCGCACAACGCCGAGCAGGCACCACCAAUGUGGCCGAGCAUCACCCAGGCACCACAGCUCAUCGACAAACACGGUGGCGAGCCUUACGAACCCGGGGACGAAUAUAUUUACUGGCCUAAUUGA